UGCGUAUUCAUGUCUAUGGUUCGAGCUAACUUGUCACGUGAUGAAGGUCAACUGACUUGCAUGCGCGACACACAACUGCGUGUUUCCAAACUGGUUACGAGUGCAGUACUCUAGUGAACUCCCAAAGUCCGUAAUAUAAUUUUCCAGUGCCUACAGCUAGCCCUGCUGCUACUCCCUGAUGGCUGACCAGCAGCCGUCCGUCCUGCUGAACACCGGGGCGCGGAUGCCCCUCCUGGGCCUGGGCACGUUCCGCCUCCGGGGCGCGGAGGACACGGAGCGGGCCGUCGACGCGGCGCUGGCCGCGGGCUACCGCUCGUUCGACACCGCGGCCGUGUACCGCAACGAGGCCGAGCUGGGCCACGCCCUCCGCGCCCUCCUGCCCAAGCACGGCCUGACGCGCGCCGACGUCUUCGUCACCAGCAAGCUGGGGCCCCGGGACCAGGGCCCCGGGGCGGGGGAGGGGUGCGCGCAGAGCCUGGAGCGGCUGGCGCUCGGGUACGUCGACCUCUACCUCGUGCACUGGCCCGGGACGCAGGGCCUGCCGGUCGGGGACCGGCGGAACGCGGGGAACCGGGCCGAGAGCUGGGCGGCGCUGGAGCGGUUCCACGCCGACGGAAGGUUCCGGGCCGUCGGCGUCUCCAACUACACGCCCGGGCACCUGCGGGAGCUGCUGCGGGAGUGCCGGGUGCCCCCCGCCGUGCUCCAGGUGGAGUUCCACCCGAAGCUGGCCCAGGGGGAGCUGAGGGGGCUCUGCGGGGAGACGGGCGUCUGCUUCCAGGCCUACUCGUCCCUGGGGGCCGGGGCCCUGCUCUCAGACCCGGUGGUUCGGGCUGCGGCCGCGGGGUGCGACCGCACCCCGGCCCAGGUGCUGCUCCGGUGGGCCGUGCAGCAGGGCGUGCCCGUGCUGCCCAAGUCGUCCCAGCCCGAGAGGGUGGCGGAGAACGGCCGGGUCUUCGACUUCCACCUGAGCGAGGAGGACAUGGGGAGGCUGUCGGCCCUGGAUUGUGGGGAGAAGUACUGUUGGGACCCGUCUGCAGUGGCCUAGAGGCAAAGCCCUGGUAAUGAGGUGGCCCGUUGCGUAGCGGUUAAGGUGCAUGGCUGGGACCAGCAAGAUAUUGCGGCUCCACUCGAUCCCUGGUGUAGCCACAACGGGCCCUUAACCCCGCAUUGCUCCUGGGGAGGAUUGUCUCCUGCUUCUAAUCAACUCUCUGGAUAAGAGCGUCUGCCAAAUGCCAUUAAUGUAAUGUAAUGGAGAGAAGAAACACCAAAAAACUUGUGGAAGGUGCUGGCUCGCAGGAACAAAAAAGAAAAGACUUCCAUACUUGGUAAAUGCUCCAAAAACAAAUAAUGUUAUUUAUUUUACCAUGUGGUUGGUUAAUGUUUUGACCACAUCUGUCUUGAUCAGAACACUUGCUUGCCAUUCAAAGAGGUACAUUUAGCACUUGCGCCCUAAGGCUGACAUUACGCUGCAUGUGUUGUGUAUGCAUAGCGGAAGUCACAGGAUGCCUGUUAAGUCAUCCGUACGUGUGUGAGGUAUACUCCUAUUGCCCAGACCUUAGUGGGUGGUGUAUUAUCUAUGCAUCAUAUAGUGUUUUACAAAACUUCAUAAUAAUUCUAUACAAUAUUUGGGACUGCAAGCCCUCCCAGCAAACCCUCCCAGAUGGGCUACUUGACUGCCCUUUACUUACCAUGACUCAUAGAGAGCCAAUGUCUACAAUGAGUUUGUGAUCUGGCCAGUAUCUAAGUGGCAUCCCAUUAAGAUGGCCUUAAUUUCUACUGAAGGUAAGUCCAUUGAGAAACCUUUUCAGCCUAAUGGGACCAGAUGAGGAGCUCUCUUCCAAUGUCUUGUGUUGCACAAUGGAUAAGGUGGAGAAUAUUUCAGCUGUCCUAGUGGAGACUCCCGGCUGACUGCUUCCAUUAUAGCUGAUUAAUACAGUACCAUUCCUUAUGAGAUGGCUGUAAAUCUAGCUUGGACAGACAUAACAAGGUGGAUUCAUAUUUCAGGACAUGCCACAAUUUAAAAUCAGUUGUCUAAUCUAAUAUUUGUGCUGUUGAGGUUUUGUUAAACCACUUCACGAGUGGUGUUUGGUCCUCAUGGAAACAAAACAACUUCUGACUGGAAACUAGAAACCCUUGUAGGAUUAGGGUAACCUCCUUCUGUACUUUUAGUAUAAUUGAGAUGAUUCCUCUCAUUAAGAAUGUUCUCUCGUUGCCUUUGUUUAUUCCAGUUUAGCCCCCGGUGACUGAGGGCUGAGGACUUUUUAGUUCUGCAGUAUUUUUACUGUAUUGACUGUUUUGCAAAUGUGGCUUGAGGUAUUAAAAUGUGAUUAAUUAAG
Conger conger (European conger) is the source of this 2336-nucleotide messenger RNA. RefSeq lists its product as uncharacterized. Lineage: Eukaryota; Metazoa; Chordata; Actinopteri; Anguilliformes; Congridae. Gene Ontology annotation, molecular function: oxidoreductase activity. The transcript has 2 exons. The record is from RefSeq and is a predicted model, not a curated record. The coding region runs from base 179 to 1045 and encodes 288 amino acids.